Impatiens glandulifera is the source of this 911-nucleotide messenger RNA. Its product is annotated as U4/U6.U5 small nuclear ribonucleoprotein 27 kDa protein. Gene Ontology annotation, cellular component: precatalytic spliceosome. NCBI's taxonomy places the organism in Eukaryota, Viridiplantae, Streptophyta, Magnoliopsida, Ericales, Balsaminaceae. The record is from RefSeq and is a predicted model, not a curated record. Gene Ontology annotation, biological process: RNA splicing. The coding region runs from base 46 to 645 and encodes 199 amino acids. The transcript has 2 exons.
GGUAAGGUCAGCUGCUGAAGGAAGUAGUUUCAUCGGUCUAAGAAGAUGAGCGAACGCGACCGAGGUCGCGACCGGGAGAAGGAUCGAGACUACCGAGAUCGAGACAGGGACCGAGAACGCGACAGAAGGCGAGAUAAAGACGAUCGAGACAGGAAAGAUCGCGAUCGUGAUCGCGAUCGCGAUCGCAAAAGGUCACGUUCGCCUGACCGAGGUAGAUCUCGCCACGGUCGUUCUCAAGAAAGGCACAGGUCAAGAUCUCGAUCUACAGAUCGUCCUAGCCGCCGUCACUACAGAUCUCCUUCUCCUGACCAAUCGCGGAAGCGUCAUAAGCGAGGGGAUGAUAAUAAUGAUAAGGAUAGACAGAGAACUGCUUCCGUUGUAUCCGAUUUUGUGGACGGGAUUGUGAAUGAACAGCAGAAGAAGAAAGAGGAGAAGGAUGAAGGAGAGAAGGGAGGUGUGGAUGAGGAUGAGAUGGAGAUGAUGAAGAAGUUUGGGAUUCCGGUAGGGUUUGAUUCGACAAAAGGAAAACAUGUACCUGGAGCUGAUGUUAGUGGAGUUAGAGUGACGACUAAGAGGCAGCCACGGCAGUAUAUGAAUCGACGAGGUGGAUUCAAUCGACCUCUCCCAGCUGAGACGAAUCGUUAGAUUGAAUUACAGGUUGUGACAUUAAUUGGAUUAGCUGGUUUUUGAAUAGGGCAGGGCUUACUUUGUUGUUUCUGGAUCCAUAGUUGCUUAAGUGAGUGUAAAUUCUUGAAACCCUAAACCAUUCCGGCAACAAGAAAGCUCAAUUUCAUUAUGUGAUAAGAGUGAGAUAUGCUUUGUGUUUUUGUUUGUUAGUCAAUUAGAUAUCAAUUUUGUUCUUUAGAAAAUGAUUAGUGGUGGCGGGUAUCGACGAGUUUAUAUCCCGACAA